UUCUUCUCGUUGAACAUUAUCUUUCAACUUUCGCUCUGUACUGUACAGUGGAGUGGAGGUCUUGCUUUUACAGAAUUUGCGUGGAAAUUCCAUUGAAGUGGGACAACAUUUAAUAGCUAGACAUCAGCAGCCUGACGUGUGGAAGCCAUGGAGUUUGGUGGUAAUUAUGUGUACGUAGGUGGUGGCGGUGAGGAAGAUACAGAGUUGGUUACAGAUCAGGAUCACAAGGAACUUGUACCAACAGCACCACAGGGGGAUCAGGACUCGGGGGAUACAUGCCUGUUGGACAUCCUGGACACAGCUGGUCAGGAGGAGUACUCCACUACUAGGGAUCAGUACACACGCACUGGCGACGCCUUCCUACUGGUGUAUAGUAUCACUGACAAGUACAGCUUGGAGGAGGCGGAGGCGAUCUACGACAUGAUGCUAAAGAUCAAAGGAGAAACCCGUGUGCCAGCGGUACUGUGUGGCAAUAAAGUUGACUUGGACGCUACACGUGUGGUCACGCAUGAUGAAGGCAAAGCAUUGGCACAGAAACUAGGCAUUCCUUUCAUGGAGACAUCGGCCAAAGAUGGGACCAAUAUCUGUGAGGUUUUUGAGACACUGGUGAUGGAAGUUCCUAGAUUGGAGCCGUCGUACAAGGUGGUCAUCUUAGGGAGUGGAGCAGUCGGCAAGUCUGCUGUCACUGUGCGAUAUACCACCAACACCUUUGUGGAUUGUUACGACCCAACCAUCGAAGACUCGUAUAGAAAGAACGUCCACAUCAAAGGCCUCAGAGAAAAACACAGGAAAGCAGGAACUGAUAAAAAGUCACAGUCAACUUCAGAGAGAUCACAGUCUGCCACUUCGGAAGUAGCACAAGCUGGGGGAACUGAGAGACCACAAUCUGCCAGCAGUAAAGGAGAAGAUACUGGAAUAUUUGCUCAAAUGAGGCGUCUGCUCAGCUUCAAGAAAUCUGGCUCUGCCGAGCAACAAAGGCCGACAUCAGCUCCUGUUGGACGGGCCCCUCCCCCUCCUCCUCCUCUCCCUCCCUCAGUUACUACCAAAACGUCCAAGAAAUAUGAAAAAGCAACCAGCAAUGUGGUGCUUGUAUCGCUCAAGACACUGGAUGACCCUCUGGCCACCGCGACAGGCGACCCUGUGCGGUGUGGGAACUGUGAUGCUGUCCUGUCGUCAAUCUCAAACACAGUACAGGAGGCAGAAAACCUCAAUUGGAAUUGCGAAUUUUGCCAGAAAGAAAACAUUCUGCCAAACACUAAGAAAGAUGAGAUUCCGUGUGAGGCCAUUAUUGACUACAUCAUGUCCCCGCCCGCACCGUCCGACACCGAGGCCGGGCAGCAGGCUGGAGCAACAGGGACCGAGAAGGACAAACUAAACUUGGGAAAAGGAUACACUAUUUACUGUAUUGAUAUCAGUGGCUCUAUGGGCUACAGCACCAAGCUACCAGAACUGCAAGUUGCAUGGAAGAAAGCCAGAGACAGGUCAUCUAAUUUUGACACUCAAGUUACGAGAUUGGCUGCCAUUAAGGAAGCACUUAAAAGACAACUUGAGCGACUGAAGCUGGAAAAUCCAGACAGGAGAGUGAUCCUGGUACAAUUUGCUAACGACGUGACCAUUAUAGGUGACGGUGCUCAGGAACCAUUUCUGGUCGACAGUCACAUCAAAGACUCGUUUGACGGCCUUGUAGCGUGUGGUAAACAAUAUGCACAGCAGAUGGACACCCGUACAUUAGAGGAAAGUUAUGAUGAUAUUACAGCAAAGAUCACAGACAUGCAUACCAGGGAUUGCACUGCCCUCGGACCAGCACUGGCCACAGCCAUUGGUAUGGUGACUGGAACCAAGGGUUCAGAGGUCAUCUUGUGUACAGACGGAGCUCCAAACUCUGGUAUUGGUAGACUCCACAGCAGUGAUACCACCUGUAAGGACUACUUCACCAUGGUGGGUAACUAUGCCAAAGAAAAUGGAAUAGUGGUGUCCAUCUUGGCCGUGGAAGGGGAACCUGUCGGACUUGAGAAUGUAUCUCCAUGCGCUAAUAUUUCUGGGGGUGAUGUUGAUGUCCUGGCUCCUCUAGAGAUCAUGCGACAGUUGCGACUGAUUUCUCAAAACUACAUUGUGGCGACAAAUGUGUGUUUGGUGUUCCAACUUCACCCGGAGCUAGAGGUGGAUGACGAAGACUUCCCAAAAGGCAGCAGCCAGAUUGUUAAAGAGGUAGGAAAUGCUACCCGAGACACUGAUGUUACGUUCUUUUUCAAACGGAGAAAUAACAACAAGGAUUUGGAUGUGGAACGUCUCCCCUUUCAGGUUCGUGUGAGCUUUACAAUGAAAGAUGGACGUAAAAUGAUGAGAAUCAUUAGCAAAUCUAUGGACGUCACAAAAGACCGAGCUAAGAUGGAGGAGGGGAUGAAUGUUGCUGUAGUGGGUUUGGCCACAGCACAGCAGACUGCAGACUUGGCUUCAAAGGGCAAGGUCGAAAUGGCACGAAAUAAACUGACCUCAGUGAACCGCAUGCUAAACAAUGCAUGUAAUACAGAUGAACAAAAAGAGGAGAGAUACACCUUCAGGGCGGAAUGUGCAGAACUCCACCAGAAUCUCAAUGACCGACUUAGCUCUAACCGAUACUCGGCAAGAGAUUCUGACAACUCCUCCAGGGUGUACAGCAAGAUGAUGAAACAUUCUUCUGCGAGGUUCACAGGAGCUUCCAACUGCAAAAAGAGCAAUAUCGCCAGUAAGAGGCAGACAACAGACAGCGAAGUCCGUCAGCAAUACUACGGCUACAUGUCCUAGUGUUGUCCCAGGUCAACAGAUAGCGAUGUCUGUCAACAAUACUACGACUACAUUUCCUAGUGUUGUCCCAGGUCAACAGACAGCGAUGUCUGUCAACAAUACUAUGACUACAUGUCUUAUUAUUGUUGCAGUACAACAGACAAUGAUGUCCAUCAACAAUACUACGACUACAUGUCCUAGUGUUGUCGCAGGACAACAGACAGCGAAGUCCGUCAAUAAUACUAUGACCAUAUGUCCUAGUGUUGUCCCAGGUCAACAGACAGCGAUGUCUGUCAACAAUACUACGACUACAUAUCCUAGUGUUGUACCAGGACAACAGACAGCGAUGUCUGUCAACAAUACUACGACUACAUGUCCUAGUGUUGUCCCAGGUCAACAGACAGCGAUGUCUGUCAACAAUACUAUGACUACAUGUCCUAGUGUUGUCCCAGGUCAACAUAUAGCGAUGUCUGUCAACAAUACUACGAAUACAUGUCCUAGUGUUGUCCCAGGACAACAGACAGUGAUGUCUGUCAACAAUACUACGAAUACAUGUCCUAGUGUUGUCCCAGGACAACAGACAAUGAUGUCUCAAUGGUCAACAAAAGUAAAAUGCUUAGGAAGUGAUGUCCUCAAACGACCCUUUCAGCAACGAUGUCUAUGGUAAAAAAUAGAAAUACGAAUUCUCAGACAAGAUUGUCCUUGGUGUUUUAAACACCUUACUUGUUAUACCAUUCUUCGCGUUGAAUAGAAAAUUACAUGCAUUUU
Mizuhopecten yessoensis (Yesso scallop) is the source of this 3531-nucleotide messenger RNA. Its product is annotated as circularly permutated Ras protein 1-like. The transcript has 17 exons. Gene Ontology annotation, molecular function: GTP binding; GTPase activity; GDP binding. Lineage: Eukaryota; Metazoa; Mollusca; Bivalvia; Pectinida; Pectinidae. The record is from RefSeq and is a predicted model, not a curated record. The coding region runs from base 148 to 2784 and encodes 878 amino acids. Gene Ontology annotation, biological process: signal transduction; intracellular protein transport; endoplasmic reticulum to Golgi vesicle-mediated transport. Gene Ontology annotation, cellular component: COPII vesicle coat; plasma membrane.